Poecilia latipinna (sailfin molly) is the source of this 2701-nucleotide messenger RNA. It is a transcript of the gene iws1, whose product is annotated as interacts with SUPT6H, CTD assembly factor 1. The record is from RefSeq and is a predicted model, not a curated record. Gene Ontology annotation, biological process: poly(A)+ mRNA export from nucleus. Bases 286 to 2508 code for a protein of 740 amino acids. Gene Ontology annotation, cellular component: nucleus. The transcript has 16 exons. Lineage: Eukaryota; Metazoa; Chordata; Actinopteri; Cyprinodontiformes; Poeciliidae.
GUCUAUAGGUGGCGGAACGACACAUUAAUGCUUGUUUGCGGUUCACCAUGAAGCACCAAAAGAACAGAACUAAAUUACGUAAUCCAUCACACAUGCGCAGAUGGUGGUAGUUCCGCCAUUUUGGUUCUCGGUGUGCUAACGGCAGCUAGCUUCUGGUGUAUGUGCGUUUUGUUUACUCUUCUCUGUUGGGUUUUCGGUUUCCCUCCAGCUGCGGUACUAAAAACCAGUAAAGCGGUACCAGUCCGUCCAAUAAGGUCGGAACCGGAGUCUGUCUUCGUCUGAGAGAUGGACGGAGGAGAGGAGGAAUUUAUGUCCGACGAUGGGGGCGGGACUCCGGUUCAGGAUGAGCAUCCUCAAUCCGACGGCGAGGAGAUGAGGAGCGACGGCCGGCAGUCGGAGGACGACGGCAGCAACGACGAAGACGCUGCCAUUGCCAUGGAAACGGGCGGGGCAGCCAACAGCUCGGACGCAGAGGACCGGCGCCGGGCCGACAGCGACUCAGAGGACGAGGCUCCCAGGGGCCGCCGAGACAAGAGCGACUCGGAGGCGGAGCCUCAUCGGCCUGGUGACAGCGAAGAUGAAGACUCUCCGGCAAAACACAGGGCAAGCGCGUCGGAUGAGGAAGAGGAGGAAUCGCCAACGAAGAGACGGCCGAGCGGCUCAGAGGACGAGGCGUCGUCUCCGGUCAAACGGGGAGCGUCCGACAACGAGGAAGAGGAGGAGGACGUGUCGUCCCCCGCCAAGCGCCGAGGAAGCAGCUCUGAGCUGGAGGACGCCCCCGGAGGAGAUGGCGCCCGCAGCGACUCCGACAACGAAGAGGACAAACCGGCGCCAGCGUCGCCUCCACGGCAACACUCAGACAGUGACUCUGACACAGAGCCGCCCGCCAGACGCCAGGCGGCGCCGAUGGACUCUGACGAGGAAGAUGAGGGUAAACAGGAGGAAGAGGAAGGGGCCGGGGAAGGGAGGUGGAAGGGUGUGAUGCAAUCCGACAGUGAGGAUGAGGAAGACGAGGGGCAGAGGAAGAAGGCUACAACAGGAAGUGAUGAAGAGCAGCACGAGGAAGAGAAGAAGCAACAGAGAGAUGACAGCGAGGAAGAGGACGACAAACCAGUGAAGAGGAAGAAGGCCAUCUUGUCUGACAGUGAAGACGAGGAUGAAGAGAAGGAAGACAAACCAGCGGCAAAGAGGAGCCGGGCGGUUUCCGACGACGACGAGAACUCGGGCAGCGGCGACGGCUCAGUCGGCCCGGAUCGAAGCCUGGCGGCCAAGCUGAGGGAGCUUGGGUCAGACAGCGGCAGCGACGAAGAGGAGCGGUCCAAACCCACGGCGGUAAAGAAGGACGAGAAGGCGCUAUUCGGCAGCGACAGCGACUCCGGCGAGGACGACGAAGAGGAGAAAAUGAUCGCAGACAUUUUCGGAGAGUCUGGAGAUGAGGAAGAGGAGGAGUUCACAGGCUUCAACCAGGAGGAGCUGGAGGCUGCCAGCAAGCAGCCGAAGCAGCAGCAGAAAGCGGCCGAUGAGUCCGACUCCGACGAAGGAGUGGACCGCAGUGGCCAGGACACCAGCUUCAUGUCUGACUUUGACAUCAUGCUAGCCAAAAGGAAAGCCAUGAACAGCCGGAAGAGGAGGCACCGAGACGGAGGAACAUUCAUCAGCGAUGCCGACGAUGUCGUGAGCGCCAUGAUCAUUAAGAUGAACGAGGCCGCAGAGGAGGACCGGACUCUGAACAGCCAGAAGAAGCCGGCGCUGAAGAAGCUCACGCUGCUGCCGCAGGUCGUCAUGCACCUCAAGAAGCAGGAUCUGAAGGAGACGUUCAUUGACAGCGGCGUGAUGUCGGCCAUCAAGGAGUGGAUCAGCCCUCUGCCCGACAAAUCGCUGCCAGCGCUGCGGAUCAGAGAGGAGCUGCUGCGGAUCCUGCAAGAGCUCCCCAACGUCAGCCAGGAGACGCUGAAGCACAGCGGGAUCGGACGGGCCGUCAUGUUCCUCUACAAGCAUCCCAAAGAAUCCCGGGCCAACAAAGACCUGGCGCUGAAGCUCAUCAACGAAUGGUCGCGGCCGAUCUUCGGUCUGACGUCCAAUUACAAGGGAAUGACGAGGGAAGAGCGGCAGCAGAGGGAUUUGGACCAGCAGACGCCUCAGAGACGCCGGCUCAGUGAGCCUCAGAAGGUGGAGAGGGCGCAGGAACCCGACGUCUUCUCUCCACCGACCAGCUCUGGAGGUCAGACGCCCCGCAGAGACCUGGAGAAGCAGCUCACCGGGGAGGAAAAAGCUCUGCGACCCGGUGAUCCCGGGUUCUGCGCCCGGGCUCGGGUGCCGAUGCCCUCCAACAAGGACUAUGUGGUCCGACCCAAAUGGAACGUGGAGGGGGAUUCAAGCAGGGGGCCGGUGAAGAAGGGUUUGUCCCGGGUCGAUAAACAGAUGCGUAGGUUUGCGGACAUCCGGCGGCUGACGAAGACUGGUCACGCUGUGAAGAUCAGCGUGGAAGGAAACCGGAUGCCACUCUGAUCCAGUCUCAGUCUUUAGUUUUUUUAGGAUUUCUUCUUUGUGGUUUUGUUUUAAGGUGGUUUUCCUGAACCAUCUCAGCCCUCCCUCCUCAGGUCCAGCUCUGCCUCUCUAAGGGCUUCUUAACGAAUGUGAUUAUCUGCUGUAAACUUUUCUGCUCUCUGAACAAAUUCAAUAAACUCUCCAUCAUGACGUC